This is a messenger RNA of Caretta caretta (loggerhead turtle), 11320 nucleotides long. RefSeq names its product DCC netrin 1 receptor (gene DCC). Gene Ontology annotation, molecular function: protein binding. Gene Ontology annotation, cellular component: membrane. NCBI's taxonomy places the organism in Eukaryota, Metazoa, Chordata, Testudines, Cheloniidae. The record is from RefSeq and is a predicted model, not a curated record. Gene Ontology annotation, biological process: cell-cell adhesion.
CAGCAGGGCUCAGGGUUGGUUUUUUUUUUUUUUUUUUUUUUCCAGUGGAAUCUUUCCCGUGAUCCGGUUGGUUUCUCUCCACGUUUUCCCUUCCAGCCCUCCACUUCUUCGGAUCAAUGGAUGUUACAGCUCUAACUCCCAUCUCACAUACUGCUGGUGGACAGCUCCAGUAACAAGUGAGAGCUUUACAUCCCCUUUUUCUUUCCCCUUCUUUUUCCCCCCACACCAACAUCUGCCAACAAGGAAGAAAAUCACAAGCUUUCCCUUUUGUAUUCUUCUGAUUUUUAAUUUUUUUUAUAAAUACAUAUAUAUUUUGUACUUUGCCCAGCUGUGGAAAUGGAGCAACCCCCAAUCUUUUGAUGCACCCUGGUUCGCUUUUUUUUGCAGUAUUUUUCCAUGUAUGGUUUUCCAGCAGUGGGAGCACUGUUCCCCACCUUUCCCCCUUUUCCUUGAGUUUGUUUCCUAACAUAAUCUGGAGGCUUGGCAGCUCUUGGACUGAAUAUAACUUUUUCCCUCCACAUCCCCCAACUCCCCCUUUUGCUGAGCUUUGUCAGUGGGGACUGGAGAAAGAAAAAACAGAAGAGGAGGAGGCAGAAGGGGCUGUGUGUGUGAUUGUUGCUGGUGCUCAGGACCCAAAUCUCUGUAGGUGUGUGUUGAAAUAUGGAGAAUAGUCUUGGAUGUGUCUGGGUACCAAAGCUGGCUUUUCUACUCUUCGGAUUUUCUCUGAUCAGCCUGAAUCUUCAAGUCACCGGUUCACAAGUUAAGGGUUUUACAUCAUUGCGGUUCCUGACUGAGCCUUCAGAUGCUGUCACCAUGCGUGGAAGUAAUGUGCUGCUGAAUUGCAUAGUGGAGUCAGAUCAAGGAAUUCCUGUCAUCAAGUGGAAGAAAGAUGCAGUCUUCUUAAAUCUGGCAGUGGAUGAAAGGAGACAGCAGAUGGCCAAUGGUUCCCUUUUGAUACAAAGCAUAGUCCAUUCCAGGCACCAUAAGCCAGAUGAGGGUCUCUACCAAUGUGAGGCCUCUUUAGAAGGUAUUGGGGCUAUCAUCAGUCGGACAGCUAAAGUCACUGUAGCAGGACCAUUGAGGUUUCUUUCCCAGACAGAAUCUGUCACAGCUUUUGCAGGAGACACAAUUUUGUUAAAGUGUGAAGUAGUUGGAGAGCCUAUGCCGAUGGUACACUGGCAAAAAAACCUGGAAGACCUGAUCCUGAGCCCGAGUGACACCCGAGUGGCUGUCUUGCCCUCUGGAGCUUUACAGAUUAGCAGAAUCCAAGCAGGAGACAGUGGGAUCUAUAGAUGCCUUGGAAAAAAUCCUGCUAGUUCAAGAACUGGAAAUGAAGCAGAAGUCAGAGUUUUGACUGAUCCAGGUUUGCACAGACAGCAAUUUUUCCUGCAGAGACCAUCAAAUGUGGUAGCCCUUGAGGGAAAAGAUGCCGUUCUUGAGUGUUGUGUUUCUGGGUUUCCCACACCCACCUUCACAUGGAUGCGAGGAGAUGAAAUUAUUCCUGUCAGAUCCAAAAAAUAUUCAUUAUUGGCUGGCAGUAACUUACUUAUUUCUAAUGUGACUGAUGACGAUUCUGGGACAUACACUUGCAUUGUCAGCUACAAGAAUGAGAACAGUAGUGCCUCUGCCCAGCUCACAGUUAUGGUUCCUCCGUGGUUUUUAAAUCACCCUUCAAACCUCUAUGCCUAUGAAAGUAUGGACAUUGAGUUUGAAUGUGCUGUCUCUGGUAAGCCUGUCCCUACCGUGGAUUGGAUCAAGAAUGGAGAAGUGGUCAUUCCUAGUGAUUAUUUUCAGAUAGUGGGUGGCAGCAACUUGCGGAUUCUGGGCCUUGUAAAGUCAGAUGAAGGUUUUUACCAGUGUGUAGCUGAAAAUGAUGCCGGGAAUGCACAGACCAGCGCACAGCUAAUCAUCCCUGAGCCGGCUAUCCCAAGUUCCAGUGUCCUCCCCUCUGCUCCCCGAGAUGUGGUCCCUGUUUUGGUCUCCAGUCGAUUUGUCCGUCUCAGUUGGCGCCCACCUGCAGAAACUAAAGGGAAUAUCCUGGCAUACACUGUCUACUUCUCCAGGGAAAGCAUCAACAGGGAACGGGCACAGAACACAACACAGUCUGAGACACUUCAGCUUACAGUGGGAAAUCUGAAACCAGAGGAGACCUACACGUUCCGAGUGGUGGCAUACAAUGAAUGGGGACCAGGAGAGAGCUCGCAAUCCAUCAAGGUUGCCACGCAGCCUGAAUUGCAAGUUCCAGGGCCAGUGGAAAACCUGCGGGCUGUAUCUACCUCACCUACCUCAGUUCUUCUUUCCUGGGAACCCCCUGCCUAUGCAAAUGGUCCAGUCCAAGGUUACAGAUUGUUCUGCACAGAGACUGUUACUGGAAAAGAACAGAAUAUAGAGGUUGAUGGACUAUCAUACAAACUGGAGGGGCUGAAAAAAUUCACGGAAUACACCUUACGAUUCCUGGCUUAUAACCGAUAUGGCCCUGGGGUAUCCACUGAAGAUCUUACUGUCAUGACGCUUUCUGAUGUACCAAGUGCAAUGCCUCAGAAUGUCUCCUUGGAAGUGGUUAAUUCAAGGAGCAUCAAAGUUAGUUGGCUACCUCCACCAUCAGGCACACAAAAUGGAUUUAUUACUGGCUAUAAAAUCCGACACAGAAAGACUACCCGCAGGGGUGAGAUAGAAACACUGGAGCCAAACAACCUCUGGUACUUGUUCACAGGACUUGAUAAAGGAAGCCAGUACAGUUUCCAGGUAGCUGCCAUGACAGUCAAUGGGACAGGACCCUCCUCGGACUGGUAUACAGCAGAAACUCCAGAGAAUGAUCUUGAUGAAUCUCAGGUUCCUGAUCAGCCAAGCUCUCUUCAUGUCAGGCCAUUGACAACCAGUAUCGUCAUGAGUUGGACUCCACCGCUGAAUCCAAACAUUGUUGUACGCGGAUACAUCAUUGGCUAUGGAGUGGGCAGCCCAUAUGCUGAGACAGUGCGAGUAGACAGCAAACAGCGCUACUAUUCCAUUGAAAACUUGGAGCCAAGUUCCCAUUAUGUAAUUUCUUUAAAAGCCUUUAACAACGUGGGUGAAGGAGUCCCUCUCUAUGAAAGUGCCACCACUAGAUCAUUGACAGAUCCCAUUGAUCCAUUAGAAGUUGAUUUUUAUCCUUUGCUUGAUGAUUUCCCUACCUCAGUCCCAGAUAUCUCCACCCCCAUGCUCCCACCAGUAGGUGUCCAGGCUGUUGCACUUACCCAUGAUGCAGUGAGAGUCAGCUGGGCAGACAACUCUGUCCCAAAGAAUCAAAAGACUACUGAGGUUCGCUUUUACACUGUCCGUUGGAGAACCAGCUAUUCUACAAGUGCUAAAUACAAGUCAGCAGAUACAACAGCUUUGAGCCAUAGUGUAAUAGGCCUUAAGCCAAACACUAUGUAUGAAUUCUCUGUCAUGGUAACAAAAGGUCGAAGGUCAAGCACGUGGAGCAUGACUGCACAUGCCACAACAUAUGAAGCAGCACCAACCUCUGCUCCCAAGGAUUUGACAGUCAUUACUCGGGAAGGGAAGCCUCGAGCUGUCAUUGUCAGCUGGCAGCCUCCAUUAGAAGCCAAUGGAAAAAUUACUGCUUAUAUUCUGUUCUACACCUUGGACAAGAAUGCUCCAAUUGAUGACUGGGUUAUGGAGUCAAUCAGUGGUGACCGACUUACUCAUCAAAUCAUGGACCUCAACCUAGAUACUGUGUAUUACUUUAGAAUCCAAGCUCGCAAUGCCAAAGGAGUGGGACCGCUCUCUGACCCUAUUCUCUUCCGGACUCUGAAAGUCGAGCACCCUGACAAAAUGGCUAAUGACCAAGGUCGUCAUGGAGAUGGGGCCUAUUGGCCAGUUGACACGAACUUGAUUGACAGAAGCAGCCUCAAUGAACCUCCCAUAGGGCAGAUGCACCCUCCACAUGGCAGUGUAACGCCUCAGAAGAACAGCAACCUUCUAGUAAUCAUUGUGGUCACCGUUGGGGUCAUUACGGUGGUGGUGGUGGUGAUCGUGGCUGUGAUCUGCACCAGGCGUUCUUCAGCACAACAGAGGAAAAAGCGUGCUACCCAUAGUGCUGGUAAAAGGAAGGGCAGCCAGAAAGACUUGAGGCCCCCAGACCUCUGGAUACACCAUGAAGAGAUGGAGAUGAAGAAUAUUGAAAAGCCGUCAGGUUCUGACCCCUCAGGAAGAGACUCGCCGAUGCAGAGCUGUCAAGACAUCACACCAGUCAGCCACAGCCAGUCUGAAACUCAGCUGGGCAGCAAGAGUGCCUCACAGUCUGGUCCUGACACGGAGGAUGUGGGAAGUAGCAUGUCCACGUUAGAGCGCUCGCUUGCUGCCCGCAGAGCCACUCGUGCCAAGCUCAUGAUUCCGAUGGAUUCACAACCAAACAACCCUCCUGUUGUCAGUGCCAUCCCAGUGCCAACACUAGAAAGUGCCCAGUACCCAGGAAUUCUGCCAUCGCCAACAUGUGGAUAUCCACACCCGCAGUUCACCCUCCGGCCCGUGCCAUUCCCAACACUCUCUGUUGACCGAACCUUUGGAACAGGAAGAACGGUGAGUGAAGGACCAGUCCCACAACAGCCAUCCAUGCUGCCACAGACACAGCCUGAACAUGCCAGCAAUGAGGACGCCCCAAGCAGAACGAUUCCCACAGCCUGUGUCCGGCCUACGCACCCUCUCCGCAGCUUUGCCAACCCCUUGCUACCUCCACCAAUGAGUGCAAUAGAACCGAAAGUCCCUUAUACACCACUUUUGUCUCAAACAGGGCCUAAUCUUCCCAAGGCUCAGGUUAAAACAGCAUCACUUGGAUUAGCUGGAAAAGCACGAUCCCCUCUGCUUCCAGUCUCGGUGCCAACAGCCCCAGAAGUGUCAGAAGAGGGCCACAAACAGACAGAGGAUCCAGCUAACGUAUAUGAACAGGAUGAUCUGAGUGAACAAAUGGCCAGUUUGGAGGGGUUAAUGAAGCAACUUAACGCUAUUACAGGCUCAGCCUUCUAACAGCUGUUGAUGAAUAGAUAAAUUGUAUUAUCCAGGAACAUUGCAGCAUACAAGUACUUCAUAUAUGCCACACACAUACACAACCCCAUAAAACCACCUUUUCUGCAGUACCAUUCAUUCAACGUAAGGAAGAGUCUUGAUGAGUCCUAAAAAAUAAAUAACAAAAAAUAUGCUACAUUACCAUAGAUCAAGCAUCUAAAGCAAUUAAAGUGCAGCCCUUGCAAAUAAGUGAAACAACUACAGCAGAGACCAAGGUGAUGCCACUUGAUUGCUCAUUUUGAUCUGUUAGCCUUUGUAAUACUUGAGGUGUCAUGACUAUCUCACAUUUUACUUAAUAGAGGUGUAUAGUUCUUGGUGAAAAUCUAGUUUUACGUCAGUCAAAUGUAUUUUUAAACAUAUACCAUGCCAUAAUUUGUCAGGGUGGAAGUUCACUCUUUGGUUUUUUUUUGUUUUUUAUAUACUUUUUUUACAUGAAAGCACCUGUAACAAAUAAUCACGACAUAGCACCAAAGGAUCGGAAGUGUUACCAACAGCACAAAACCAGACAAAUAACUCCCAUUUCUUUUGUAAUUUCAAUCACUCAUCUUGCACAAGCGGUAUGCAUUAGCGAGUUGCUGUAAAAUCCACCCAUUUUUGCAAGUAUUUGGAAAUCCUCCCAUAGGUAACAUUUUAUAUCUGGCUACAGAGAACGGGAACAUAAAAAAACCUGCAUUGGUGGCACGCUGCCAGCUGCCGUAUGCUUACAAAAAGAAGAUAUGAUAUGCAAUCUUCUCUGACACACACUAAUGAUGUGCUUAAACUUGGAAUAGAACACUUCUAAAUAUGGGUGGCCUUUGUGCCAGACUGCACUGUGAUGACAUUUGAAAGCUCCUCCAGGGCCAACUUUCACAGCAGCAAAGAGGAAAACGGGGUGAAGUUCCUCCCAUCCUUUCUCUACUGCUCCACCUCUUGUUUGAGACUGCUCAGUUCCAUUAACUCUGUGAUUCAGUCACCAAUGGCUUCUCCUUAACUCAGUGAAGGCUGCAGAAAUUGGAAAGCAACCCUCGGUCAGGCACAGUGAAAGAUAAGACUUAUUGGUUAACAGUGAUGGACACAUCACAGUUUUUACAGAGAAGCAACAAAUCCAAGAAAAUGAAUUCAGAAACUGUGUUGCAUAAUUGGGAAACAAAUUACAGGUGCUUGAUUGCAGUAAAAUAUUCCUUGUUCAGUCAUAGUUAAAAAACAACCAACCAAUCACAAUUUAGCAUCAGGACACUGCUGUGAACUUAGAGGAACCCUUUCAGUGUUUUCCUCCCUCUUCUAGUAGUCUAGCUUCAUAUUACAGCGUUUAUUGAUAACUAUAACUGUUUGAAUUGACUAAAUUUUGUGAGCAUACUUUUUAUUGCUGAAUUUUCAGCUGCAUUCAGAGUUAAUCCCUGUUUAUGCAGCUGAAUCACCAAAAGGGAACUAAUUUGCAUAUUUAUCAGUUAGGAGGCUGCAAAACUCAAUAAGAGAGUUUCAGAUGAAUUACUCCAUUCAGUUCUGCCUUUGAUUUCAAGCUUGAGUAGGUCAUAAUUUUAAAAGAGCAUGGAAGGGCCGGGAUCUUUACAACCUAAUAGUUCCUUUUAUUAGGUGGGUAAUUAUAUGUGAAUCCCUGAAUAAAAUAUUUGGUGUAAAAUGGCACUGUAACAGAAGUAAUAAUUCAGAUUAUUUUCUACAGUCAUGUAUUGGAGAGGAAAUCAGAUGUGAAGGAUGGAAUUCAAAUGCUUCAUUAGGAACUCUAGUGUGUUUGUGAAAAUGUUCCUUACCAAAAUAUAUUUUUAUUCAAUUGACUAAGAUUUUAGUCAGAUAUUUCCUAAGAGUUAAGAAGGUGAGAGGUUGAGUUUUUAUGUUCUGUUAGAUUUGUAACUAAGAACUUCCACUGAAAACAAAGCAAGCAAAUCUGUCAUGAUGACAACCAAAUUCAUAGCCUUGGUAUUGGAUCCCAUGAUGUCCAGCCUACUACCUUGUUUCUGCAAGGCAGGUUUCAAUACAGCUUCUGAAAAAGAGCCUCUUCCCUUCUAGCACAGAUUGUCAAUUAUUUUGAAAUGGGACCAUACGGCCAAAUUCUGCACUCCCUUAUUCUGGAAUAAGUCUAAGUUACUCUGGAAAACAGUAUCUGACUCACAGGACUUUAACAAGGGGCUUUGAGCCAUAGAACAUUAACCCAAAACUGAAUAUAUCCAUGGUACAAAAUUACCUAAAAUAUGUGACGGGUGAACCCCAAAAGUUUUGACAGCUGGAUUUUGUUUGGAUAAGCAUCCUGAUAUUCAGAUGCUUAUUUGAACAUUGGUUAUGGUGUUGGCUGUCCUGUGUCCUUUCUUGUGAAUUGUAAAGCAUUGCCAUCUCUAAACUCAGUGAGAAACUGGAAAUUGAAAAAGAAAUGCAAAAUUUCAGAACCUGAAGAAGAUUCAGAAUAGGUUUGGUUUUAGAUAUCUGUGAGUCUUCAGGAAGAGGAGAUUCUUAAAUUUUACAUAGUAAUUCAGUCAUCCCUAGUCUGUGGGCAUUUGCAGUCAUACCUGCAAAUAUAAAGUAGCUAUUUAUUUAAUAAUCCUACUCAGAAUCUCUGGACUUCCUCUGAUAAAGUUUCUGAAGGGCAUUAUUGCCCAGAGAUCCUCAUUUUUCCUGUAGACCCAAGUUUAUUUUCAUUUAGCUUGAUAUAAGUCACAGGGCUACAGCUUCUUUUUUAGCUAUCAAGUGAAAUCUUAAAGGAGACUUAUGUGCAAAACCUAAACUGUAUAAACUGGAUUGGCAAGAGGAACAAAUUGAGGUAAUCUACCAAUGUUCAUAGCUUAGUACUUGGCUAGAGUAUUUGGAAAAUGGAGAAAUUAAAAAUUAAUCCAAAAACUCAGUUGGUUACUUUUUUAUGUGAAAUAUGUAUUCAAUAGGCACACUUCUACUUUUCCUGGCAAAUUUUAAACUCAACUUGCAGCAGAAGCAUCUUACUAACUAGAAUGAAAGGUUUUAGCAUUUCUUGGUAUUAGCUAAUAGAAUGAGCUGUUCUUUCCCAUAGUUUAUUUAUAGGAUAGAGAACACAGGAAUUUAUUUUAGCUCAGACUUUGUCCCCAGUCCUGCAAAGUUGUAUUGACUUAGAUGAGACAACUCACUUCCGUAAAGUUAAACAGACGGGUUUGAAGGACUGACGCCCACAUUAGGACUUCAAAAGAUAUUGACCUUCUACAUAAACAUCCAAACAUGGGAGACUCACAUGAGUGUAACGGCACAGAACCUUUAAAGGCAUAUUUUGAUAGUGCUACUUUUGCAGUGAAUUCAGCUGUAAAAUUUAUUUCAGUUUUGACUGAUUCCUAAGCUUUCAGAAAAUUUAAAAUGAAAAAUUAUUGACACUGAAUCAUUCUCUACCACAAACACCCUCGUAAAUGUAAAGAAAGAUAAAUCAACUUGUAACGAAUUUGUAAAGCUGCCAUGGGGAAGUAGCUAGCUAUUCACACCUAGGAAUGGUUUCCUUGGCUGCCAUUACAGGUAGCAGAUAGACUUUGCAGUCAACACUUCUGCAGCUGUAUAUCUUGUAUCAUAUUCAUUUUUCUGAGAAAGACUUCACAGAUGGAAUGCUGCCAAGAACUUCAUUGUUUAAGAAUCCUCUAGCUUGAGAACUUGGCUGUCAAAGUUAGUUUGGUGAUGGUUGGCUUUUUUUUUUUUUUUUUUUUUUGGAAGGCUUAGUUCAGGAAACCAUCCAAACAUUUAGUUACCUAUCUAAGGCCAUUUAUCCUUUUGGUUGGUAAACUAGCAGAAAAAUUGGUGUACUCCCAUAUGAUCUCCAUUACUUCAUGGUUUGGGCUGGAUAAUACUGCAAAAGCUGCCCAAACCAUGGUGUAUGGGAAUUUCUGCUUCCUGACCAGAAGAAGCCAUGAAUUGCAAAGUAUUGCAAACUGAAAUCAUUGUGGCUCCAUAUGAGUACAGCGGCCACCCAGGUGAUUGAGAUUGCAGUCUCAAAGGCCUAAUUUACCUUUUUGGAGUUUCAAAACAAUGUUACCAAUAGUUCAGGAGUUAUUACUCAUUUUCUCCAAACCAGUUAGCCCACCCCUAGUUGUGAACACAAUUCCCAGGUUAGUCUCACAACUUUGUAUUGUUUAACAAAUGAAAUCUGAAAACCACCCCACUAAUAUACAAAUAUACCACAAACAUAAAUAGCACCACUCUGAUUCCACUGAAGGAAAAACUCCAUUAACUUAAAUGGAAGAAGUAUGAUGGCCAAGUUAUUUGUACAUUCAAAGUUUGCCCUAAGAAUUUUUUUAACAUGAAGAGCAAAAUCAUAAUUUACUAAUCCCACAUUCUUAUUGUAAGAAUCGUUUGGUGAACUGUUGUGUUGAUAAAAGGCCUUGUCCUGCUCAGCACUGAAGUGAAUGGGAGCUUUGUCAUCGAGUUUGGUGGGAGCUGGUGAGUUUUAUAUUGCGUUAUAAAAAUGUCCUCUCUUAAAUGCAAUAUUAUUCUCAAGUCUGAUUUUCCACAGUGUUACUCCAGUUAUACAUUAAUGCAGACUCACUGCAAUCAACAGAAUUGAAUCAACAAAAACUAGAGUAACACACUUGAGAACCAAGGCAUCAGUUGUGAUACUUUAGAAAAUCAUGUCUCUUACUGUAUCAAGACUCAACCUCAUAAUGAAAUGAUUAUUUCCAUUAGAACAUUCUGAUCCUGUUUCCAGUAGCCCCUUAUCCCUUGUUAUUUGACAGCCAAAUAUCUUCACUGAAUCCUUUAAUAGGCAUGCCAAAUCUGUAUUUUAUUAAAAAUGGCUAGGCCCCAAUCUUGCAAACUUAGGGUUGUCAAUUUUGGUUGGAUGUAUUCCUGGAGGUUUCAUCACAUGACAUAAUCUUUAAUUAAAGAUAAAUCUUCGAUUCCUGGAGACUCCAGGACAAUCCUGGAGGAUUGGCAACUCCAUGCAAACACUUGUGCAUAUGUGUAACUUACUGCUGAGCCUACUCACGGUAAUAAAGUUAAGCACAUGCAUAUGUGUUUUCAGAGUCAGGGUGUUAAACAUUAUUGAAUCUAUAUAUAAGCAUGUAAAAAUAUGGAAAAUAAAAAUAUUUCAGGUCACAAACAUACACAUUGUACAGUGUAAAUAAGUAACAUAAAGGGUGGAUAAGAUGAAAAGCAUUCAAUAUUCUGUCAGAAAUGGAAGCACUGGAAACUGGAUAAAGGAAGCUGAUUAUUAGUAAAGCCACAAACUACUGAAAGUGUUCAGAGAUUAUUUUUCUUAUCUGUUUGACUUGUCUCUCUGUUGGCCAGCAAGUGUCCUGUCUGAUUUCAAGUUGAAUUUGCUCAGUCUUUCUUUUUAGAUCUCAGCAGACAGCAUUUUAAGCAUCUUCAUUCUGACCUUUUUUGAUUGGAGAGAAACAAUAACAAUACAGUACAUCUGUCAUAAAGCGGCACAGGCCAGAGUCUCUCACUGUAUGCUGUACACGUAUUUUGAAGUGCAAGAAAGCAAUGUUGGUAGAAGAAGGGAAAACUGCUGUUUUUAUUAUUGUAAAAUAUACCUGGCAAUUCCUACAUUUUUGAAUUGUCACCAUGUGUAGGAUGGGAGGGUUGGGGGGAAGGGUGUACUUUUUAUAAGUAAUAUUUAAUUUAUUAUUUAGAGUGUUUUCUUUUGGAUAAUUUAUGAUAAAAGGGAGAUCUGGUUGGAAACCUAGAGUUGGCUGUUAAAGCUGCUGUGUCCCAUGUCUCAGUGUGUUGUGUUUUGAAACUAUAUUAUUCAGACCUAACUAUAAGAAUACUCAAGAGUAACUGGCAAAGAUAUCUUGCUAAAUAUUCACUGGUAUCUGCCACUGAGGUCACACAAAAGAUGGUGUCUGUGAAACACUGACAUAAACUGUUAAUUAAUCGUUACAACAUUAAGGAAAACAGUGCUCUCUCUUCCUUUAAAGGGCUUUGCAAGGUAAUUCAAACAAAUUGUUAGCCUACUAGUGAUACCUUAAUCUGGUCGAAAUGGGUUACACUACAGCUUUAACUAGCCUUAGUUUAAAAAAAAAUCUUGUUGUUACAAAAGGCCUAAAAAUGGCAUUUUGAGCCUAUAAACAGUUUCUUUAAAUUGUCAAAUUCUAGCAUUGUUAACCAAAUUAGACUAGUGACUGCAAUAUUUAAGUGUAAAUCUCGUUCUAUGCGAAAGGAAACUUGCUUACGAUGUAAAAAUAAAUGACUGUUUCUACACACACUCUUGUAUACUGCUACAUGAAGAAAAAGGGGGUUUUGUAAUGCACUGUAGAACAGUCUCAUAUUCAUUUUUAUAGAAAUGUUAUUCCAAUGGUGCAUUUUUUUGUUUAAUAAAUAAAGUUUUGAUACAAACGUC